Molecule: messenger RNA, 1692 nt
Organism: Fusarium fujikuroi IMI 58289
Lineage: Eukaryota; Fungi; Ascomycota; Sordariomycetes; Hypocreales; Nectriaceae
Exons: 4
Coding region: 1-1692 (563 amino acids)
Biological process (GO): regulation of DNA-templated transcription
Molecular function (GO): zinc ion binding; DNA-binding transcription factor activity, RNA polymerase II-specific
Source: RefSeq, a predicted model, not a curated record
AUGGUUUUCCCAGGUCGCUUUAGCUCAGGUUGUCUGCGGUGUCGCCAGCGAAAGGUCAAGUGCGACGAGGGGAAGCCGACGUGUCGACGAUGCUACAACUACGGGAAGCCAUGCCUUGGAUAUACCGACGAGUUUCAUUUUAGACACUCUGCGCCAAAGGGGAGAUCGCAAAGUACUUCUUCCAGCACCUCGCGCGCGUCAAAGGCGCCAAGUAUAGCCAGUGCCAGCACAGCAAGUCCCCCGCAAGAUGAGAAACCGCCCGAAAAGGAGCCUCCGAAGCCCAAAACACGGCCGUUGGAGGCGCCCAUUCGACGGAGAUCUGUAGCCAUGGUUCGACACCCGACACAAUCAUACGAUAACAUGUCGCUUUGCUAUUUCGUGCGUCGCUUUGUGUCGCCCGAUGACGACGAUGGAUUUCCCGGCCAUUUCAGCUUCCUACCGAGUUUGUUCGAUCACUACAAGGAUGGCCUCGUCGAAACAGCGACAUUGAGCGUUGCCCAAUUGGCUGCGUACAACCAUUUGGGCAAUGAAGAACUUCGGACACGGUCCUUGAGAAAUUAUGGACGUGUUAUCAAGGGCUUGCAGCAGACUAUCCAGUCUGACGACCAGGCGAUGGACGACAAAGUCAUCGCUACCAUUCUGCUUCUGUGCACGUACAAGGACUUUAGUGGUGAAGGAUUAGGUGAUCCGAAUGAACAUGCUUCCGGGCUAUUUUACCUGCUGGAGAAACGAGGGCCAAGUCAAAUUGGUACACGAAGAGGAGCCGAACUCUUCUUGCUUGCUCUGCUGCGACUGCAAAUCUAUUCAUUCUUGCAUGGCGAUGAUGCAUACACCGACCCCGGCGCCAUAGCCACCGUCAUCGGCAUCUUCGAUCCUCUUCUUCGAGCAUUGUCCAUGAUGGGACGGACCCUAUCGCUUCGCCAUCGUCUGUGCCGACUCAUGCAAUCAGAUCCAUAUCAGCCACAGGGCGCCAGCCCCUCAACAGCCUCACAGAGUAGUACCGGGACAGAAGACGAGAGGAUCCUGAUCCAGGAAUGCUUCGACAUGCUCGAUGCCUUUGGCUCCUGGGAUAUCGAAGCAGCAGAGUACUGGCAAAUGACCUUCGAGGGUCGCGGCGUUCCAACGACCCUUGGUGAGAUGAGCGCUGGUAAGAUGCACUACGACGCGGAGACAGCCUGCAUCAUCAUCCUCGUCCGAUCAGCUCGUCUCAUCCUCCUUCAGACCAUGCUUCUCUACCAGACUACAUUGAUACCAACGGAGGAUGACGAUGGGUAUAGUUACAAUUCAUGGGCAGAAACCGUCCCCUUCCUUGAAUCCGACGUCCGCAAAACCGUCGAUGACAUGCUCGCCGCCGUGCCAUACGCCCUGGGCGAUAUCGACCCGAGCGGCAUGCCAGCGACCAUGCUCCACGACGGCGCAGCGGCCAUCAUCAUUGUUCACUCAAUUAGACUUGUCACACACUGUGUUUACACUACGCCUGAACAGACUGAAAGGGCAGCUUGUAUCCUUGCUAGAUUGAACUCCGCUAUAGGAAUCAGGUCAGCUGUCGGAUUUAUCCCUGGUGCUGACAACUACGGGGUACAGCCUUUUGCGACUCUUUCGCCGCCUCCUAUGUUAAUGUCACCGGGGCCUAUGGACUGCACCGAAGAGAAUUUUGUUUCGCCUGGUACCUCGGGCUUGCUUUCAUCUUGA